AUGCUCACCCAGGCCAAGGGGAGGAAGCAGGGUCAAUCCCACAACAUGCACACCCAGGCCAAGGAGUUUAGCCAACAGCUGCAGAGUAAACAAGCCACCCUAUCCAGGAUGACAGAGAGUGUGAGUCGUCUGACUGCGGGCCAGGACAGCCCGGAACAUGGAGAGAUAGGGCGUCUGAGCCAUGCCUGGCUGGGGCUGUUUCACCAAGCUAACAGGCUGAAGGGCCAGAGACAGGAGGACCUGCAGAGGAUCCAGGAGUACCACAACUGCAUCACAGCCAUGGAAGCACUUUUUGAGCAAAUGUCUAAGGAGUGGGAUAACCUGGCCAGGACUGAUGCUGAAAGUUCAUCUGAGCACUUGGAGGCACUGAAGAAACUUGCCGUAGCUCUCGGAGACCAGAAGGGAACUCUGGAGGACCUGAAGGACCAGAGGCAGAAAGUCACCCACCACCUGAACCUGGAUGACAAGGAGCUGGUGAAGGAACAGAUCAGCCAUUUUGAGCAGCGCUGGGUUCAGCUGCAGAGCCUCAUCAGCAGGAAGAUACAGGACUCGGUUAUCUAUUUUACUCUAUUCUAUUCAGGUGGAGGCCCGUCUAAGGGAGGCCAGGAGUGGGCCGAAGAGCAGCAGCCAGGCCUUUCUGAAGCCAUGAAGAUGAGUCCUCCUCCAGAGUUGGCCCAAAGCUUCCUCUUCGACCACCUCAGCAUUUGCAGCGAACUGGAGGCCAAGCAGCUGCUUCUGGCCCAGGCCAUGAGUGAUGCUGACCGUGUCCUGGCUCACCUGGGGCUCAACGAGUGCCAGCGCCUGCAGCAGCUCAUCUCAGACACUCAGGCCGAGGUGGAGUCACUCAGCGUGAAGGUGGCUCAACGCAGGAAGCACCUCAGCAAGGCCUUCACUGAGAGGACCCAGUUCCUGCAGGCUGUCAACCAGUCCAUCACCUGGGUCCAGCAGAAUGAGAAGAAGGCCCAGGCGGAGGAGUACAUUGCACUGCUACCUGACGACCUGGCCAAGCAGGUUAAGGCCUGCAGGAACAUCCAGAGCAGCCUCAAGGCCUACCAGAGCGAGCUGACCUCCCUGUGGUCUCAGGGCAGAGACCUGAUGAAGGACGCCACGCAGGACGAGAAGGUGGAGCUGCUCACCAAGCUGCAGGAGCUGCAGAACAUCUUUGAAAAAGCCCUGCAGAAAUGUGUCCAGAGGCUCCAAGAACUGGACAAGGUGCUUGUCUCCAGGAAGUACUUCAAGGCAGACCUGGAGAAGACGUGUCAGUGGCUGAAACAAGCAGACAUUGUGACCUUCCCUGAGAUCAACCUCAUGAAUGGUGACUUGGAGCUGAACGUGCAGCUGCUGAAGUACCGGCAGAUAGUAGAGCAGAGCGAUGAAUAUGAAAACCUCUUACUGAUCGUCCAGAGAACUGGUCAGGAGAUCCUGCCCACUCUGAAUGAAGUGGACCACUGUUACUUGGAUGAGAAACUCAAUGCCCUGCCACAGAAAUACAACAGCAUACUGGCUCUGGCCAAAGAGAAACAGGAGAAGAUCGAGCAGGCCAUCCUAGCCAGAAAGGAGUACGCCUCCUUCAUAGACGUGACUCAUAAAGCAUUGAAAGAGCUUGAAGAGCAGUUCCAUAACUUAGGGUUGCAGCCUGUUGGUCUGCAGACAGAGGAGGUUGUGAAUUUACUGAGUGACUACAAAGCUCUUCAGGUAGAUCUGGGCAACCUUGGUCUGGCUGUCAGUGAACUGAACCAGAAGAAAGAAGCCUUCCGCAGCACCGGUCAACCCUGGAGACCUGAAGAGUUGACCCAGCUGGUGAGUCUUUACAAUGGGCUCAAGAGGCUCAUCGAACAGCGGGUGGAGCAUCUCAACGACACACUGGAGUCCUUCGAGGACCACAAGGCCAUGGCCAUGCAGGUGGACUCUGAGCUAAAGGCUACCAAAGAAGAACUAGUCAAGGUCAAUGCAGAGACCCAGUCGGCGGAGGAGAGGCUGAAGAAUUACCAUGCCCUGGCCGGGAGUCUUCAGAGCGCCAGCUCUCACCUGUCCAGACUCAUGGAGCAGAUGGAUAACUUGGCUCCUCAGCUGGACAAGGCUGCCCAUGACACUUCCAGGGAACAGGUGGUCCUUUGGCAGGAGGAGCUGCAGUCCCUACAGUCUGCCGUGGGGGAGCUGAUAGUGGAGUGUGAGAAUAGGUUUGUCCAGAGUAAAGACUUUGAGACGGAGGUGAAGAGAACACUGGACUGGCUGCAGCAUAUCAGGGAUGAGCUGGGCUGUGCUGUGGUAGUGGUGGACGUGAGGGUAGAAAAGGUCCAGGAAGAGAUCAGGAAACAGCAGAUAAUGCAGGAUGAGGUUCAGUCCAGGCUGAGGAUCGUGGAGGCCCUGAGCAGUAGGGAGAAACAGAAGUACACCAGCGCCAACGAACUGGUCCCAGCCCACGUUGACCUCAGCCUGGAGGAGAUGGCCAAGCUACAGGCUGAUGUACAGCAAGCAAUGAGUUCCAAACAGAUCACCCUGGAGCAGGCCUUGGCGUUGUGUCAGAAGUACCACUUCCGGAUGCAGUCUGCGUGUGAGUGGCUGGAGGACGCUGUGGCCUUCCUACAACUAGCCAGCCUGGGGGUGGACGUAGAGAACUACGAAGAGUGUCUCCGCCAGCAGGAGGACAUCCUGGCCUCAGAGCAGAAGUUCCUAGACCACCUGCAGGAGUUGGAGGCUCUGCCCCCCCAGCUGGAGAACCUGGUGAACCCCACAGCCAAGGAACAGCUCAGACUGAAUGUGGAGUCUGCUCAGCAGAGAGGAGUGGAGGUCCGGGAUCAGCUGCAGAAUCACCAGGAUGUCCUGAUCAGCUGUGUGGCCAAGUGGAAGUCUUACCAGGAGACGAGGCAGACGGUGAUUGAACUGAUGAACGAGGCAGAGCAGAAGCUUACUGAGUUUUCCACCGUAAAGGCUGCCACCUUUCUGGAGGCGGAGGAGAAACUCAGGAGUCACAGGUCCCUGGUGUUGGUGGUGAAUGGGUUCCAGGAGAAGCUGACAGGGCUGGAGGAGCAGGCAUCACAGCUGGAGCUGGUGGGUAGUGAGGCCAGCAAGGCCACCAUCAGCCGUUCCAUGACCACGGUGUGGCAGCGCUGGACCCGGCUUCGCAGCGUGGCACGAGGGCAGGAGAGGGUACUGGAGGACACGGCCCAGGAGUGGAGGACCUUCAGAGAGAAGAUGGUGAAGCUGAGGAGCAUGGUGGAGGAUCUACAGAGCCGUAUUAUUGACUGUGUUGUGGAGAAGGCCUCCAAGGCAACCCUACAGUCUGUGUUGGACCAGCAUGAGCUGCUAAUCCAGGAUGUAGAGAGAGAGCUGUCCUCCCUCACCCUGCUGCGUCAGUAUGCCCUCAGCCUGCUCCAUGAUGUGGAGGUCCCUUCACCAACGCCCACCUCUGCACAGGACGAACUACCCAGUCUCAAGGAGAUCAGAGCAGUACAAGACCACCUGGAAAGUCUGCUGCAGCAGGCGCAGACCAAGCGCACCCAGGCUGGGGUGGAGCUGAGGGACAGAGAGGGGGUAGAGAAGAACCUGAGUGUGGUCAAAGCCUGGAUCCAGGAGACCAGGGAGCUGCUCCCCAACCCAACGUCAGAUAUAGAUGCUCUGCUGCAGGAGCUGGAGGUGGUUCACGGUGAUGUGAUUGGCUACCGUCAGCAUGUGGAUAAGAUAGCAGAGCAGCAGCAGAGCAAGUAUCUGGACCUGUACACCAUCCUGCCCUCAGAGAUCUCCAUGCAGCUGGCUGAGGUGUCCCUCGCACUGGGGGCCAUCCAGGACCAGGUUCUGUCCAAAGAGAAAGAGAUCCAGAAGACAAGAGACAUCAAGGAGGACAUCAGUUCCAGGAUUCAUGACGUGUCGGAGAAGAUGAAAGCCAUCUCCACCAGUCUCAAUGACAAAGCCAGCGAUGUCCAUCACGCUAAAGACGAGACCAAGUGUCUUUGUGAUGAUCUGGAGAGCUGUCAUCGGACUCUGUCAGAGCUGGAUGCUGCGGUCCAGGAGUUCGGCAGAUGGAACCCCAUCUUGGCCAAACAGCUGAGUGAUGCCAUCGUCAAGUUAGGAGACAUACACCACCACACUGCCAGACUGGCCGAGUGUAGAUCCAUCUGGCUCAAAAAGGCAGGGACCCAUCUAGAGGAGUACAAUGAGAUGCUGGACUUCAUAGUGAGGUGGUCGGAGAAAGCCAAGGGCCUGGUGAGGGCCAACAUCAUCUGGAACUCCUCCUCUCAUCUGCAUGAACAGAUAAGGAUGGACGAGUCCGUGCUGCGUGAAUCUCGAGAGCUCCAUGGGGACCUGCAGGCCAUGGGAGAGAAGGUGGAUCUGCUGUCUGAGGUGCUGCAGACGGAGAACAUGUCCCAGCAGGUGUGUGAGCUGAGCCGCCACACCGAGGAGCUCCAGCAGACCAUCAGGACACGGCUGCAGAGCCUUCAGGACGCAGCCAAGAGUAUGGAGCCUCUGGAGUAUGAGGUGAAGACCCUACAAGUGGCUCUGGAACAGGUCCAAGCUACACUGACCUCUCCUGAUCUUGUCCGACAGAGUCUCAAAGAACAACUGGCCCAGAAACAGCGUCUGCUGUCAGAGAUGGAGGGCUUCAAGCUGCAGGUGCAGGCGGUGCAGCUGUGUCAGAGCGCCCUGCGCGUCCCAGAGGAGGUGAUGCCUGGCCUGGCUAUCUGUCACACAGCACUGGGCCUACAGCAGGAGGCCAGCCAGCUACAGCAUGUCGCAAUACAGCAGUGCAACAUUCUACAGGAGGCUGUUGUGCAGUAUGAGCAGUAUGAGCAGGAGGCGAAGCACUUCCAGGGGCUGAUAGAGGAUGCCCACAGGGUCAUCCAGGACCGACCCAUUCCCACCAGCACUAUCCAGGAACUGCAGGCUCAGAUCCUACACCAUGAGGAGCUGGCCCAGAAAAUCAAGGGUUACCAGGAGGAGAUAGCCAGUCUGAAUUCGAAGUGUAAGAUGCUGACUGUGAAGGCCAAACAUGACACCAUGCUACUCACUGUGAGUGACACGGAGCGGGUGGGGCUUGCUGUGGAGGACCUGGAUGGAGACAUAGACAAACCAUCUGUUCUUAUGAUGACGGCUGGCCGCUGUCACACCCUUCUGUCCCCGGUCACCGAGGAGUCUGGGGAGGAGGGUACCAGCAGUGAGAUCUCCUCUCCUGUCUGUCGCUCCCCUUCUCCCAGCACUCACACACAGAUGGGACGAGACACCCUCCCCAGAGCUCCCGUACAGGAGCUAAAUGACCCGAUGUUUGAAUCUGAGGCUAACCUAGAUGACCUUCAGCGCUCGUGGGAGACCCUGGAGAAUGUGAUCAGUGAGAAGCAGAGGUCUCUGUAUGAGGCGCUGGAGAAGAAGCAGUGCAACCAGGGUUCUCUUCAGUCUAUCUCCUCUAAGAUGGAGGCCAUCGAGGCCAAACUCAACAAGCCACUGGAGGCUGACCGGAGCACAGAUAGUCAUAUGGAAGCCCAUCAGGAGCGUGUCAGUGACCGUCUAGAGGAGCAGCAUCAGGAGCAGACCUUACGACAUUACCUCAACCAAGCUGACCAGAUGGACCAAUGGCUGCUCAGCACCCGCGAAGCCCUCCGUCCCAGUGCUGAGGAGGAGCAACUCAUAGACGGCCAGAACAUGCUGCAGGAGAUAGAGCAGAAGGUGGUGGCCCUGUCGGAGCUGACCAUGCGCAGCGAGAGCCUGCUUCUGGAGGGAAGGCAGGAGACGCGGAUGGACAUGAGGAAGGACACAGAGCAGCUGGCCAGGAAGCUGCGGACGCUGAAGGGAAAUCUACUGGAGCUGCAGAGGAUGCUGCAGGACAAACACAUCAACAUCCAGGACCAGGAGGAGAGUGAGUCUGACUCCACUCUGUCUCAGGGGCCCAUCGUGCAGGACUGCCUGGUCCAGGCCCACAUCACACUCUCACAACACCACCAGGACAGCCUCCAGAGACAGAGGGAGCUGGAGGAGCAGCUAGCUGAACAGAAGAAGCUGUUACAGUCUGUAGCCAGUAGAGGAGAGGAGAUCCUGAUAAAGCAGGCCUCACCUAGCAGUGUCAGUAUGACGGAGCCCUGCUCUCCGGAGAUACUGCUGGAGCGAGAGACCCGGGCUGCCCAGUACCAGAUGAGACAGAGGUGGCAGAGUCUGAGGAAAGAACUGAGCACCAAGCUCCAGCUCCUACAGAAAACCCUGGAACAAGACCACAAGCAACAGGUUUCCUCCAGAACUGCCGCUGGGACCCUGUUUAAAGCAGAGAUCUGUAAAACAGAGGACACAUCUUCACUGAAGAUGUUAUAUGAGGGUUUCAGCCAAACGAUGGAGGAGAUGUCUUGUCAAGGUAAGGUGAUCCCCAUGGAGGAGCAUCUCUACCAGGCUGUGUCAGCGACCUCCUCCUGGCUGGAUGAUGUAGAGAACACCCUGUUCUCUGGUCCUACGCUGCUGACGGAGAACGCUGAGACACAGCUACAAAACCAGGAGGCCUUAGGGAGGGAUGUCAAUGAGAUGACUGGGGUGGUGAGCCACAGUCGGGGUCUCCUAGGCCAACCUACAGGGCUAUGUGCGGAGGACCAGGUCCUGUUAGAGGACACACUGGACUGUCUGACAGAGAGGCUGCAAACUCUGGACUCUGCCCUGGAGCGACACUGUGAACACAUGAGGACUAGGAUGCAGGAACUCACUGCCUACCAGACGGAGUCACAGCUUGUCCUUGCUGAUUUAACCGACACCAAGUGCCAGAUCCUUCAGACGUUGGCGGGAGCCACGGCCAGACCAGGAUCCAAACAGCUUGAGGUCAUAGCUGAGGCUGAGGAGGGUUUGAGAGAAUUUGAGCAGAGGAUCACCCAGCUGAAAACAAGAGGAACAGAACUACAGGCAGAACAGAUGUCCACCAACGAGAUGCUCAAGCUACAGGAUGCCUAUGAGGAGUUGGUGAUGACGGUGGGCUCGCGGCGUAGCAGCCUGAACCAUAACAUGGCUCUGAAGGGGCAAUAUGAGAGGGCUCUGCAGGACCUGGCUGACCUGGUGGACACUGCUCAAGACAAGAUGGCCGGCGACCAGAGGGUCAUCGCCAGCUCUGUGGAGGAAGUUCAGAUUUUCCUUGACAAACACAAGGAGUUCUUCCAGACUGAGUCCCACAUGAUCCUGACGGAGACGUUCUUCAGGAAGAUCAGUGGCCUGGUGGUUCCCAGAGAGAAGCAGGCUCUGGAGGAGAUACUGACCCUGGCCCAGGGAGUCCUCAAACAGGCCCACAGGAGAGGGGUGGCACUGGAGUACAUACUGGAGACUUGGAGCCGUCUGGUGCCGGACUUCCAGGCUCUGUGUAUGCAGUUGGAGGCAGUGGAGGGUAGCAUCCCCACAGAGGGCCUGGUGGAGGAGACAGAGGAGAGCCUCACUGAGAGGAGUUCACUCUAUCAGAAUCUGAAGGGCAGACUGAUGGAGCACCAGCACAAGCUGAGCCAGGUGCUGGAGGAGGGGAAGAGGCUGCAGCUAUCUGUGUGCUGUCCUGGCCUGGACACAAAGCUCACAGUGCUAGGGGAACACUGGCUCAGCAACACUACCAAGGUCAACAAGGAGCUGCAGAGACUAGAGGCCAUCCUCAAACAUUGGACCAGGUAUCAGAAGGAGUCAUCAGAGUUGAUUGGCUGGCUGCAGUCUGCUCUAGAACGUCUGGACUUCUGGAACAAUCAGGCAGUCGUAGUUCCACAGGAGAUGGAGACCAGCAGGGACCAUCUCUCUACCUUCCUGGACUUCUGUAAAGAGGUGGAGUCGCGUUCAUCUCUGAAGAAUUCUGUGCUGACUGAGGGCAACCAGCUUCUGAGGCUGAAGAGGGUUGGAACUGCAGCCCUGCGGUCUGACCUGGCCCGCAUAGACUCAGGGACCCAACUACUCACACUCAUCCCAGGGGUGCAGGAGAAGCUACACCAGUUACAAAUGGAGAAGUUGGCCUCUAGGCAUGCCAUCUCUGAGCUGGUCAACUGGAUAUCUCUGAUGGAGAAAGUGAUUGGAGAGGACGAAGAGAACCUGAAAGGAGCAGUGGGGUCGACUGUCAUCCAGGACUAUCUACAGAAAUACAAGGGCUUCAGAGUUGAUGUGCGCUGUAAGCAGCUGACGGUGUAUUUUGUGAACCAGUCUGUGCUCCAGAUCAGUGAUCAGGAUGUGGAGAGCAGACGCAGUGACCAGACAGACUUUGCCGAGAAGCUGGGAGUAAUGAACCGACGCUGGCAGUUACUACAGGGACUCAUCACGGAGAGG
Oncorhynchus masou masou (cherry salmon) is the source of this 8247-nucleotide messenger RNA. Its product is annotated as nesprin-1-like. Gene Ontology annotation, molecular function: kinesin binding. Lineage: Eukaryota; Metazoa; Chordata; Actinopteri; Salmoniformes; Salmonidae. Gene Ontology annotation, biological process: cytoskeleton organization; nucleus organization; nuclear migration. Gene Ontology annotation, cellular component: nuclear envelope; perinuclear region of cytoplasm. The record is from RefSeq and is a predicted model, not a curated record.